AUGUCACCUUCUAAAACCAUAAUAACUUUGGCUCUCUUCAUAGCAACAACACUAGUCGCUUUCUGCAACGCAAACGCCGCAAACGCCACAACGCAACCGCUAUUCCCAGCGAUUCUAAUCUUCGGCGAUUCAACAGUCGACACAGGCAACAACAAUUACCACAUACAAACAAUCUUCAAGGCUCAACAUUUUCCUUACGGCGUUGACCUCCCAAACCACAGAGCUAACGGAAGAUUCUCAAACGGAAAACUUAUCUCCGACGUAAUCGCAACAAACCUCAACAUCAAAGAGUUUGUUCCUCCUUUCUUACAACCUAAUCUCUCCGACCAAGACAUUGUCACCGGAGUCUGUUUUGCAUCAGCUGGUGCUGGUUACGAUGACCUAACCAGUCUCUCGACACAAGCCAUUCGUGUCUCGGACCAACCAAAGAUGUUCAAGAGUUACAUUGCUCGUCUCAAGAGUAUCGUGGGAGACAAGAAAGCUAUGGAGAUUAUAAGCAAUGCUUUGGUGGUUGUAAGUGCAGGACCUAACGAUUUCAUCUUGAAUUAUUACGAUAUUCCUUCAAGGCGUCUCGAGUUUCCUCGCAUUUCUGAUUACCAAAACUUUAUUCUUAAGAGGCUUCACAAAUUCGUUCAGGAGCUUUACAGUUUAGGUGUCCGGAAUAUUAUGGUCGGAGGAUUACCGCCGAUGGGUUGUUUACCGAUUCAAAUGACUGCUAAAUUCCGCAACAUCUUAAGAUUCUGCUUAGAACAAGAGAACAGAGACUCUGUUUUAUACAAUCAGAAACUUCAAAAGCUAUUACCUCAGAUCCAAGCAUCUCUUACAGGAAGCAAGCUCCUCUACGCCAAUGUCUAUGACCCUAUGAUGGACAUAAUUCAAAACCCUAGCAAAUACGGGUUUAAAGAGACGAAGAGAGGAUGUUGUGGAACAGGGUUUUUGGAGACGAGUUUCAUGUGUAAUGUUUUUUCUCCGACUUGUCAGAAUCACUCGGAGUUUGUGUUCUUUGAUUCGAUUCAUCCAUCGGAAGCUACCUAUAAUUACAUGGGCAAUGUUAUCGACAAGGCGAUUCGUGGGUGGAUUGCGGCUUAA
Molecule: messenger RNA, 1089 nt
Organism: Arabis nemorensis
Lineage: Eukaryota; Viridiplantae; Streptophyta; Magnoliopsida; Brassicales; Brassicaceae
Source: the annotation of a GenBank genome assembly